This is a messenger RNA of Owenia fusiformis, 779 nucleotides long. Lineage: Eukaryota; Metazoa; Annelida; Polychaeta; Sabellida; Oweniidae. The record is from the annotation of a GenBank genome assembly.
AAACAAACAAGUGACACGACCUCAGGAAGCGCUCACUUUUGAAAAGGAAUUUCCUUAAAUGUUACGUUUAAUGUUAAUCCCAAAUUGUUUUAUAUCAGAAGUAAAUGGUCUGAGACUAGGUCUAAUGCAUACCUAGAGAACAGGAAAUGUGGUUACCUUGUGGCUUAACACCAUAUUUGGUAAUAUACGAAUUGAUGUUAUGGACUGUCUGCCUCGUAGGUGAUAACUUCCUGCCUACCCUGAAUAUCAUAAAGGACCAUAUAUGGGCAAAAGCAUUAGCUGACAGUGCGACUCAUGGAGCAAUCGGUGCAUUAUCUUGGGCUGUGUGUGUAGACUUAGAUUUCCGCAAUAACUAUAAAGUGUUGGAGUGUAUACUUGCUGGCUUCCUGUCUUGUGCAAUAGAUCUAGACCAUUUUAUAGCUGCAGGUUCCUUUCAGUUAAAGGAUGCCCUGUCAUUAACCAAUCGUCCAGUCUUCCAUGACACAACAAUCAUUCCAGCCAUUGCGCUUCUCUUAUAUUUCGUGUGCUACAAUCUCAACAGAUUUUAUUCACUACCAUUGAUAUUUACAAUUGCCUGGUUGUCGCAUCAUUUACGUGAUGGCACCAGAAGAGGAUUGUGGGUAAGGCCAUUUGGAAGUACGCCACCUAUACCAUAUGUAGUAUAUGUGAUUCUAGUCAUGCUCCUUCCUGUGACCUGUAGGAUAUUUAUGACCAUAUAUGGAAUGCGAAUGGACCGUUACUUAACUAAAGAGAGAGAUAUUGAGAUGAAUAUAAUUUAA